Charadrius vociferus (killdeer) is the source of this 2751-nucleotide messenger RNA. It is a transcript of the gene UNC45A, whose product is annotated as unc-45 homolog A (C. elegans). The record is from RefSeq and is a predicted model, not a curated record. Gene Ontology annotation, molecular function: Hsp90 protein binding. The transcript has 22 exons. NCBI's taxonomy places the organism in Eukaryota, Metazoa, Chordata, Aves, Charadriiformes, Charadriidae. The coding region runs from base 1 to 2751 and encodes 916 amino acids.
AUGGUGGUGCCAGGGCUGGCCCCACUGCAGCACGUCUGUGGGGAAGAUUACGCCAAGGCAGAGGCUGAUGCAUCUAAAGCCAUUGAAGCUGAUGGUCGGGACAUGAAGGCGCUGUUCCGCCGGAGCCAGGCGCUGCAGAAGCUGGGCCGCCUGGACCAGGCUGUCAGUGACCUGCAGCGGUGCGUGAGCCUGGAGCCCAAGAACAAGGCCUUCCAGGAGGCCCUGCGCGCCCUGGGGAGCAGCAUGCACGAGAAGAUGAAGACCAUGUCCUGCACGGACUCAAAGGUGGAGCAGAUGUUCCAGAUCUUGCUGGAUCCUGAAGAAAAGGAUGCGGACAAGAAGCAAAAGGCUGCGCAGAACCUGAUUGUGCUGGCACGAGAGGAGGCCGGAGCAGAGAAAAUCUUCCAAAGCGAUGGUGUGAGGCUGCUGACGCAGCUGCUCGACACGGCCAAGGCUGACCUGAUGCUGGCGGCCCUGCGCACCCUGGUGGGGCUGUGCUCUGGGCACCGCUCCCGGACCAUGGCCAUCCUGGCGGAGCUGGGGGCCCCUCGUCUCUCAGCCGUGCUGGGUGUGGAGCACGAACAGGUUUCCCUGGCUGCCUGCAAUCUUCUGCACGUGAUGUUCGAUUCGCUGAAGGAGGGGCUGCAGAAGGACUUCCGUGGCAAGGAGGAUGCGGUGGUGCUGGAUUCCUCCAAGGACCUGAAGCUGCUGAUCAAGCACCUCCUGGAGCUGUUAGCUCUGGAAGGGGCCUCUGCGCAUGGCCGUGACAACGCCCUCAACCUGCUCAUCAAGGUGGUUCCCAGGAAGUCGCCAAAGGAGACCAACAACAGCAUGAGCCUCUGGGUGAUUGACCAGGGCCUGAAGAAGAUCCUGGAGGUGGGAAGUACAGUGUGCGGCACCCCGGGCAGCCUGCCCGUGACAGAGAACAGCCGGAUGAGUGCCUCGGUUCUGCUGAGCAAGCUUUACGAUGACCUGAAAUGUGAUGCUGAGAGGGAGAACUUCCACCAUUUGUGUGAGGACUACGUUAGGAGCUGGUUCGAGGGGCACGAGCUGGCUGGGAAGCUGCGGGCCAUCCAGACGGUGUCGUGCCUGCUGCAGGGCCCCUCGGAUGCCGGGAACAGGGUGCUGGAGCUGGAGGGGAUCAUGGACAGCCUGCUGUCCCUCUGCGCCUCUGUCUGCGAGGCCCACCAGCUGGUAGCGGUGGAGGCGCUGAUCCACGCCGCCGACAAGGCCAAACGCGCCUCCUUCAUCACCGCCAACGGCGUCAGCCUGCUUAAGGAGAUCUACAAGCACAGCGAGAGGGACAGCAUACGCAUCCGGGUGAUGGUGGGGCUCUGCAAACUGGGAUCCGCCGGCGGCACCGACUUCAGCAUGAAGCAGUUUGCUGAGGGGUCCACCAUGAAAUUGGCCAAGCAGUGCCGCAAGUGGCUCUGCAAUGAGACGAUCGACGCGGGCACGCGGCGCUGGGCGGUGGAGGGCCUGGCCUACCUCACCUUUGAUGCAGAUGUCAAGGAGGAGUUUGUGGAGGACAAGGCAGCCAUGCAGGCCAUGUUCCACCUGGCCAAGUCAGAGGACAGGAGCGUGCUCUACGCCGUCGCCUCCACACUGGUGAACUGUACCAACAGCUACGACCACGAGGAGCCGGACCCCCAGAUGCUGGAGCUGGCCAAGUACGCCAAGCAGCACAUUCCAGAGCAGCACCCCAAGGACAAGCCGGACUUUGUGAAGCGCCGGGUGCGGAAGCUGCUGACGGCUGGUGUGGUGUCAGCUUUGGCCUGCAUGGUGAAGAGCGAGAACCCGGCGCUCACCAACUCCUGCCGGGAGCUGAUCUCCAGAGUGUUCCUGGCACUGGUGGAGGAGGCAGAGGACCGGGGCGGCGUGGUUGCCCAGGGAGGAGGCAAGGCUCUCAUCCCGCUGUCCCUGGAGGGCACCGAGGUGGGGCAGACCAAGGCAGCUCAGGCCCUGGCAAAGAUCACCAUCACCUCCAACCCGGAGAUGGCGUUCCCUGGGGAGAGGAUCUACGAGGUGGUCCGGCCCCUGGUAAGCCUUCUGCACCUUCAGCGCACGGGUCUGGAGAACUUUGAGGGGCUGAUGGCAUUAACCAACCUGGCUGGCAUCAGCGAGAGGCUGCGGCAGAAGAUCCUGAAGGAGAAGGCUGUGCCCAUGAUCGAGGGGUACAUGUUUGAGGAGCACGAGCUGAUCCGGCUGGCUGCGACGGAGUGCAUGUGCAACAUGGCCAUGAGCAAGGAGGUGCAGGAGCUGUUCCUGGCCGAGGGCAGGGACCGGCUGAAGCUGAUGGUCCUGUACAGCGGUGAGGAGGAUGAGAAGCUGCGGCGGGCAGCCUCAGGGACCCUGGCCAUGCUGACGGCCCUGCACCCCCCCAUCUGCAAGCGGAUCCCCCAGGUGGACUCCUGCUUCUGUGGCCCCGAGGCCGAGGUGUGGUUACGGCUUUGCCGGCACAAGCUGCAACGACGCGCUGGAGGCCGUGGGCCUCUCAAGCCCUGUUACCGCAGGGCUCGGUCCUGGGCGCAGCUGAGGCGCCGCUGGGUCUUGUCGCACUGCGAUCCCCCGGCGCUGGGAGGCGGUGAGCUCUACACCUGGGGCUGGGGUAAAUACGGGCAGCUGGGACACAGGGACGAUGCCAGCUCUGACCAGCCGCGCCGUGUCGAGUACCUGGUGGCUGAGGGGCUGCAGGCGGAGGAAGUGGUGUGUGGACCCUGGACCACUUACGUCUGCGUGCUGGAGCCAUGA